GAGAACAUCAGGAGACCAAAGAGCCAGGUGAGAAGAGAGGAAGAGAGCUGGGAUGUUGCACUUUUCAUGGAGGAAAGAGGAAGGCUGACUACGCAGUCACAAAUGGUACACACACUUUGCAGGUUACUCUUCAGGAAAAAAUGGUUAUUUCUUUGAACUCAUGCCUGGGCUUCGUCUGUUUAUUGUUAUGCCACUGGAUUGGAACUGCAUCACCUCUGAAUCUUGAAGAUCCUAAUGUGUGUAGCCACUGGGAAAGCUACUCCGUGACUGUGCAGGAGUCAUACCCACAUCCCUUUGAUCAGGUCUACUACACUAGCUGCACGGACAUCCUCAACUGGUUUAAAUGCACCCGGCACAGAAUCAGUUACCGGACAGCCUAUCGACAUGGGGAGAAAACAAUGUACAGGCGCAAAUCCCAGUGUUGUCCUGGAUUUUAUGAAAGCAGAGAAAUGUGUGUCCCUCACUGUGCUGAUAAAUGUGUCCAUGGUCGCUGCAUUGCUCCAAACACCUGUCAGUGUGAGCCCGGCUGGGGUGGCACCAACUGCUCCAGUGCCUGCGAUGGAGACCACUGGGGCCCCCACUGCAGCAGCAGGUGCCAGUGUAAGAAUGGGGCUCUGUGCAACCCCAUCACCGGUGCCUGCCACUGCGCAGCAGGUUUCCGAGGCUGGCGCUGCGAAGGCCGCUGUGAGCAUGGCACCUACGGUAAUGACUGUCACCAGAGAUGCCAGUGCCAGAACGGAGCCACUUGUGACCACAUCACAGGGGAGUGUCGCUGCCCGCCCGGAUACACGGGAGCCUUCUGUGAGGAUCUCUGUCCCCCUGGCAAACAUGGUCCACAGUGCGAGCAGAGAUGCCCCUGCCAGAACGGAGGAGUGUGUCACCAUGUCACUGGGGAGUGCACGUGCCCGCCCGGCUGGAUGGGCACAGUGUGUGGUCAGCCUUGCCCUGAGGGUCGCUUUGGAAAGAACUGCACCCAAGAAUGUCAGUGCCAUAAUGGAGGGACGUGUGAUGCUGCUUCGGGCCAAUGUCACUGCAGUCCAGGAUAUACGGGGGAACGCUGCCAGGACGAGUGUCCAGUUGGGACCUAUGGACUUCGCUGUGCCGAGACCUGCCGGUGCGUCAAUGGCGGGAAGUGCUAUCAUGUGAGUGGCACGUGCCUCUGCGAGGCAGGCUUCUCGGGGGAGCUGUGUGAGGCACGACUGUGUCCAGACGGGCUGUACGGCAUCAAGUGCGACAGACGGUGCCCCUGCCACCUGGACAACACACACAGCUGUCACCCCAUGUCUGGAGAGUGUGCCUGCAGGCCAGGCUGGGCAGGCCUCUACUGUAAUGAGACAUGCUCUCCGGGAUUCUACGGGGAUGCGUGCCAGCAGAUCUGCAGCUGCCAGAACGGGGCUGACUGUGACAGUGUGACCGGGAAGUGCACCUGUGCCCCAGGAUUCAAAGGAAUCGACUGCUCUACUCCAUGCUCUCUGGGCACCUAUGGGAUCAACUGCUCCUCUCGCUGCAGCUGUCAGAACGACGCUGUCUGUUCUUCCGUGGAUGGGUCUUGUGCUUGCAAGGCAGGUUGGCACGGUGUCGACUGCUCCAUCCGCUGUCCCAGUGGCACAUGGGGCUUUGGCUGUAACUUAACCUGCCAGUGUCUCAAUGGGGGAGCAUGUAACACGCUGGACGGGACCUGUACCUGUGCUCCCGGAUGGCGUGGGGAGAAAUGUGAACUGCCCUGCCUGGAUGGUACCUACGGCCUCAACUGUGCUGAGCGCUGUGACUGCAGCCAUGCAGAUGGCUGCCACCCCACCACGGGCCAUUGCCGCUGCCUCCCUGGAUGGUCAGGUGUCCACUGUGACAGCGUGUGUGCGGAAGGCCGCUGGGGCCCCAAUUGUUCCCUGCCCUGUUACUGUAAAAAUGGGGCAUCCUGCUCUCCUGACGAAGGCAUCUGUGAGUGUGCUCCGGGAUUCCGGGGCACCACUUGCCAGAGAAUCUGUUCCCCUGGUUUCUAUGGGCACCGCUGCAGCCAGACAUGCCCGCAGUGUGUCCAUAGCAGCGGCCCCUGCCACCACAUCACAGGCCUAUGUGAUUGCCUGCCUGGCUUCACUGGUGCACUCUGUAAUGAAGUGUGUCCCAGUGGCAGAUUUGGAAAAAACUGUGCCGGAAUUUGUUCAUGCACCAACAAUGGAACCUGCAAUCCCAUUGACAGAUCGUGCCAGUGUUACCCAGGUUGGAUUGGCAGUGACUGCUCCCAGCCAUGUCCACCUGCGCACUGGGGCCCAAACUGUAUCCACACAUGCAACUGUCACAAUGGAGCCUUCUGCAGUGCCUACGACGGGGAAUGCAAAUGUACUCCUGGCUGGACUGGGCUCUACUGCACCCAGAGAUGUCCUCUGGGGUUUUAUGGCAAGGACUGUGCCUUGAUAUGCCAGUGCCAAAAUGGAGCUGACUGUGACCACAUCUCUGGGCAGUGCACUUGCCGCACUGGAUUCAUGGGGAGACAUUGUGAACAGAAGUGUCCUGCAGGAACCUACGGCUAUGGAUGUCGCCAGAUAUGUGACUGUCUGAACAACUCCACCUGUGACCACAUCACUGGGACCUGUUACUGCAGCCCAGGAUGGAAGGGAGCACGAUGUGACCAAGCUGGCGUGAUCAUAGUUGGAAAUCUCAACAGUUUAAGCCGAACCAGCACUGCUCUGCCUGCUGAUUCCUACCAGAUCGGGGCCAUCGCGGGCAUCAUCAUCCUCGUGCUUGUCGUCCUCUUCCUCCUGGCGCUGUUCAUGAUUUAUAGGCACAAGCAGAAGGGAAAGGAGUCCAGCAUGCCAGCCGUCACAUACACCCCAGCCAUGCGGGUCAUCAAUGCGGAUUACACUGUUUCUGAAACCCUCCCCCACACCACUGGGGGAGGUGGGAACAGCCACUACUUCACCAAUCCCAGCUACCACACACUGACGCAGUGUGCCACGUCCCCGCAUGUCAACAACAGGGAUUGCAUGACCAUGGCCAAGUCGAAGAACAAUCAGCUGUUUGUGAAUCUCAAAAACGUGAAUCCUGGCAAGAGGGGCGCCAUGGUAGACUGCACGGGGACGCUGCCCGCCGACUGGAAGCAUGGUGGUUACCUUAAUGAGCUUGGUGCUUUCGGACUUGACAGAAGCUACAUGGGAAAAUCCCUAAAAGACCUGGGAAAGAAUUCUGAAUACAAUUCAAGUACCUGCUCUUUAAGCAGUUCUGAGAACCCUUAUGCCACUAUUAAAGACCCACCCAUCCUUAUCUCCAAGAACUCAGAGUGUGGCUAUGUGGAGAUGAAGUCCCCGGCCCGCAGAGAUUCCCCGUAUGCUGAGAUCAGUAACUCAGCUGCAGCCAGCAAGAAUGUCUAUGAAGUGGAACCUACAGUGAGUGUUGUCCAAGGGAUAUUCAGCAAUAACGGGCACCUCACUCAGGACCCGUACGACCUCCCAAAGAACAGUCACAUCCCUUGCCAUUACGACCUACUGCCUGUGCGAGACAGUUCAUCCUCCCUUAAGCAAGAGGACGGUGGCAGCAGCAGUGGCAGCAGCAGCAGCAGUGAAUGACACCAAAAAUAGCCGGGUAGCCGCUGGAACCUUUUCCAGAACUGCAGUUGGGUUCUCCUCCAUCCUGAAGUUGGCCACCCCAUGGGAAUGUUUAACAGCUCGAUAGGCAACUAUUGGACAUGAACUUGAAAGCGUGAAGCCAAGGCUGAUGCUGACUAUAGGUGCUUUUUGUACAGGUGGCAUGGAAGGAGACGACGAUGUUAUCUCCCAUGGCCGUUAGUUGUAGAACUGCACCCAGAAGUGUGGCUUUCAGAAGAAGAUGUCAGCGUAAAGCAUGAACUGCAGGAUGCCUUUGCAGACACGGGCUUGAGAAGUGAAAAUGUAAACAUUGCCUUUGCCAUUUGCGUGAGGCUACUAUUAAUACAGGAGGAAACAUCCUGCCAGGUGGCAGGGGAAUUGACUUUGAAUGAAUUCUAGAAGAGGAUAACAAAUUUCAAUAGGCAAAUUUUGGAUUUUUUUUUUUUUAGGAUGAGGAGAUGUACAAUUAGAAUUAUUUUAGAAAUAGUAGAAGUAUUACAGAAACCAAUACAAAAUGUGCCAACAGAGGUGGUUUUUCCCUGUUUGACCCGCUUUAAACUGUGGCAUCAUUCUGAUCAUUGUUACCAUCAUAUGUGUUUGUCCCUUGAGUUUCAUAACAUAUCAGUAAUUAUUUCAUACAUAUAGAAAUUAAAUAAUUUUAUUUUUGACAUACUGGGUUGAGUGAGUGUGUGAUGAUUGGGAGAGGUUGUAAAUUUUAAAUGUAAGAAGAUGCUUAGGUUUUGUAAACCAUUUAGUAAUACGUGCUAUAAUAUAGAAUUAGCUGAAAGUUCUGAUUAAUUUUUCCCUAGAAGUGACCGAAAUAUUUUUUUUGCAUAUUUGAGUAAAGGGCACUUUCCUUUUGUUGAUUGUGGAGUUAGAUGAACUAUGCUUAAGCUGGUCUUUCGCAUUGCUAAUAUGAUAUAUACCCCACUUUUCAUUAAUGUGUAUUUCCAUUUUUAAGUUGUAUAUUAUAUGUUUUGUAGUUUUGGGAUUGUUAAUGAAAAACUAUUAUAUCUUCAUGGUUUCUUGUAUUAUUGUCACCUAUCUUUCAUUAGGUAAAAGUGUAUGUGGUGUUUUUUCUUCUGAAUGGAAGAAAGGAAAAUCUAUAAACAGAAACAAUUAAAAUUAGUCAUUACUAGAGCGGUACAAUAGCCAUAAGUGAAUGUCUUAUGAUUGAAAUGGAAAACUUUUUUCUUCCGUGCAUACUAACCAUGCAAGAACACUUCUCACCCCGAGGUUAUUGUUUCAUGGUGAGACCUACCUGAGCAAGCAGAGGUACUGAAAGGCUGAAUUGGGAGCGACCUCCUUAGAGAAAACACUGACCUU
This is a messenger RNA of Ochotona princeps (American pika), 4904 nucleotides long. It is a transcript of the gene MEGF10, whose product is annotated as multiple EGF like domains 10. The record is from RefSeq and is a predicted model, not a curated record. The transcript has 25 exons. Bases 141 to 3560 code for a protein of 1139 amino acids. Gene Ontology annotation, molecular function: protein binding. Lineage: Eukaryota; Metazoa; Chordata; Mammalia; Lagomorpha; Ochotonidae.